Molecule: messenger RNA, 1658 nt
Organism: Capsicum annuum
Lineage: Eukaryota; Viridiplantae; Streptophyta; Magnoliopsida; Solanales; Solanaceae
Exons: 5
Coding region: 174-1343 (389 amino acids)
Source: RefSeq, a predicted model, not a curated record
GUGUAAACGCUCCCAAAAAUUUGAAUUCAUCCAGCGCCAAAAUACUCUUCUUCAACACCCCUCCUUUCUCUCUCUUACACACAGACAGACACAGUAACGUACAACAAACCUCAGAAAAUGCUCUGUCUGUCCUAAAAUUCAAACAUUUAUCUCUCCAAACAACAGCAACAACAAUGUCUUCAAUCAAACCAUCAUCUCGUUAUGCUAAAACAUCUUUAGAUUCUUCAAGAUCUUCCACUAAAUCUGAUCCUUCUUCAUCUACAGACACUUCUUUAAUCAAAAUCAAGAAAGGUUCAAAUGGGGUUGGUCAAACUACUCAUCAAUCCAAUUUCACCUCAAUGGUCAAGAAAUUUGUUGAACACAAAUCUUCUUCUUCUUCUAAGUUCUUGAAGAAGGAGAAAAAGGGUGAUUUGAAAUUGGUUAUUCCUGUGGAUUUUAUAGCUGAAGAUUUGAAGAAAACGGCGGCGAAAAGGGGUGGUGGUUUGAGUGGCUUGCAUAAGAAGUUGUUUAAAGGUUCCACCUUUUCUGCUGGUGGUGGUGUGAAGAAGAAAGAGGAAGGAAGCGGAAACAAGGCGUUAACGGAGGUUAAAGGGAAUACGAGGACAUUAGGGAUGGUGCUAAGAAGUGAGAGGGACCUGUUGAGUAUGAAUAAGGAGCAGGAAGAUCAGAUUGUUGAGCUUAAGUUGAUGCUUGAGGAGAAAAAUCGAGAGGUUGAGAAGCUUAAGGAUUUAUGCUUAAAGCAAAGGGAAGAGAUAAAGUCGCUGAAAAAUUCCAUACUAUUCCCUGAUGUUAUGAAUUCUCAAGUUCAGGAUCUUUUGGAAAAGCAGGGUUCAGAACUCCGACAGGCAAAGCAGCUUAUACCGAAUCUUCAAAGGCAGGUCACUUCUCUUACAGGGCAACUACAAUGCCUAGCUGAAGAUCUCGCUGAGGUCAAAGCAGACAAAUAUGCUAUAAGAGGAAGCUACGACUCUUUUGGUAGCGAUCCAGGAUAUGAUCAAGAAGAAGCACCUAAUUCACUGGAAUUCAGCUCUACGGAUCACACCAUUCCCGGCAGUCCAGAUGACAUGUUUCUCAAGGAUGUAAAUCCCUGCUUAACACCUUAUUAUGCCAAAACAAAGUCCAAGGAAUUUGACGACUUCAAUUCUCCUGACGCUAAAGAUUUGGUCAAAAACAACAUUCAAAUAUAUCAUGAGGCCAGCUACAAUUCUUGUUCUAGAAAGUUGUCGAAAAGUUCAGAUUCUCGCCAAUGUUCCAACGCAGGCAGCAAACCAACUCGUGCAGCUCGUAGGUCUGAUGAAAGCAAAUGCACAUACGGAAAGCAGGUUCACAAGAAGUUCUACUGAGUUGUCGUCAAUCUUGACAGUGCUUAGUCUUGAGGUCCACAGAGCCUUAAAUCCAAUAGCUUGGCCGUCGACUACAUUCUUGGUGAACACAUAGUGUCAAUCCUCGUUCCCUUCUCUCCUUUUCGAUGUAUUUCCGAAGAUCAAUAUAUGAUGUAGUCAGCAUACAUUUUCUUGGUAUCUUAUAAGAUCUGCUGGUCUAUUUCCAAUAGUCCAUCGAAUUCGAGUAGUCAUGGUUAUGUUUUUUAACCUCUUGUAUGAACUACAUGAUUUGAUAAUAAGAUGAUGAGAUCAUGUAAUGCACUUUUCAAGUAUGUA